AUGGAAACCGUUGGUGAGAAAUCGAUAUUGGAUGGCAUGCGUCAGUUCUUGGUGGUCCAAGGCCCUGUGGCUCUAAAAAGAGGCUGGAGAAGGAAGAAGUGCCAUCUCUUCUUGUUCAAUGAUAUUUUGGUUGUAUCUAAUAAUGUACAUAAGAAGAAUUUUAAGAUAAAAAAUAUCAUCCCACUGACUUACCUCUGGAUUAGUGACUAUGCAAACGAUGUGGGAGGAGACAAGAGUACUACCUGCAAGUCCAUCUUUCUUUUUUGGCCCAGGGAAAAUUUUGUCGUCACCUUCUGGUGA
Grammomys surdaster is the source of this 300-nucleotide messenger RNA. RefSeq names its product rho GTPase-activating protein 20-like. The transcript has 3 exons. The record is from RefSeq and is a predicted model, not a curated record. Gene Ontology annotation, molecular function: GTPase activator activity. NCBI's taxonomy places the organism in Eukaryota, Metazoa, Chordata, Mammalia, Rodentia, Muridae. Bases 1 to 300 code for a protein of 99 amino acids.